This is a messenger RNA of Gloeophyllum trabeum ATCC 11539, 834 nucleotides long. RefSeq lists its product as uncharacterized. NCBI's taxonomy places the organism in Eukaryota, Fungi, Basidiomycota, Agaricomycetes, Gloeophyllales, Gloeophyllaceae. The record is from RefSeq and is a predicted model, not a curated record. The transcript is spliced from 5 exons. The coding region runs from base 1 to 834 and encodes 277 amino acids.
AUGGACGCGGGCGUCCUUCGCAUCCUGCUCUGCAAUGGUUUGCACGGCAUGGCCGACUGGCCGACGCUCGCGGGUGCCCUGGCGCAGGCGUUCGCGGGGAACUACACGUCAAUGCUGCAGUCUGUCUUGCCGCCGAUCGACCCGGAGGACGGGGCGCUCCCUGACGACUCGUUCUUCGCAGAGAUUAUCAUUACCAGACCAUUACGACUGCCGCCGCCGCCUCCUGACCCUGGUCCCGGUGAUCUAUGGCUACAGGUACUAGGAGUUGCUACCGAUGGCAGCGGGGCUUGUUCACGUCGCGUUGAGAAGCCGCGCUGCGAGGUUUACUGCGAGCUGUUCAUGUCGCGAAUACCGGAUCCCGAGCCCAUCAAGUGCUUUGUUGAUAUGGACACUUACCACCUCCAUCUCGCGGUUUCCAUCCCGAUCGACUCCGGCCUUCCUCAUGCACUGCGAGCAAGUCCUGUCGUGAUAGUCGAGAAGUGGAUCGGCUGGAAUGGUGCAGAUUAUGCGCCGAAAUGGACGAGCUGGGAGCCCGGUCAAGCUACGACGUUCAUGGACUCAAGAUCCGACGUUGCGGAAAUCUUCGUGAUGCUUGCGGAGUUCGACGAGAACACGGAGGUCCCCGGCCGCCGAGAUGAGAUGCUAGCGUGGGCGAGAAGGAUUUCGGUCGGAACUCGCGCAGCAUACAGACUUGAUCCACCUGAUACCCCCGAGCGGAAGGUAUUUGCAAGUCACUCCCCUUUGCUGCUGCGCCCCCAUAAACCCUACAAGUUGUGUACACUAAAGCUCGAGGAUGAAGAGCCGUUAGAGCCGUUGGGCCGCCUCAUGACUUAG